AUUCAACACGUAUUAUCAAUGUUUUUAUUGCUUUCAUACAGUUAUUCAUUAAUUUCUCUCUAAUUUGUGCUAAAUGUUAACUCCUUACAAAAAAAAUGGACAAUAGCAUAGCAUUAACAAUGGAAAAUGUUUUGAGAAACGAUACAGCAUGUAGAAUAUGCUUAGUUCAGGGCGAGGGCAUGCAAGCCCUUUUUGUUGAAGGGACUGGUAUCAUUGAACAGAUAGAAUAUUGUACUGGCAUAAGACUCCUCAACGAACCUACCCUCCCCUCUCACAUCUGCCCCCCCUGCCUCACGCACCUCUCCAUCGCACACUCCUUCAAGUCUACCUGCCUGUCCUCGCACCACACGCUGCACCCGCACACUCAGACGCUGGUCAACACGGAUGUGAAGGUAGAGCGGGACGAUGAUUGGGUGAAGGUGGAAAGGAAGAGUAAGAGGAUCAAGAUGAAGAAGGAGAAAGAAGACAGAAAUAAAAAUCGAAAACCACCCCAGACCCACGAAUAUAUCUACACAGAAAACAAUCAGACAAUGUACGUCAAUAUUGGGAACAGUUUCACAGAACCAAGCCUAUCUUCAACCAGUUCCGAGAGAAUUCCUGGCGACUCAGUCUUACACGAGAAAACACCAAAGAAGAGAUCCAAAAAAGGCUCCGCUGAUGCCUCAAACUGGGAGACAAAUAGAGUGAAGAAAGCCAGAGAAUCCGGGAGAGCGUAUUUGAGUCAGAAGCGCUUAAAAGGUGUAAAAGUCGGAUUUGAAACUAGAAAGGAGCGUAAAAUAGGACCGCCUUGCUAUUCUAGCUUAUGUCGUAAAAGCGUGAAGCGAAGAUGCGACAUUAUAAAGGAUAAAGACAGAAAAUACUGUUUUAACAAAUUCUGGGGGUUAAAUUGGACAGAUAAAAAGCAAUACGUUAUAGAUUUAGUAGAUGUUACUAAUUGUAAUAAUAAAAAGGUGAAUGGCGAGUCGAGAAGAACUAAGACUAUUAAGUAUAAUUUGGAGGUCAAUAAUGAGUGCUGGCCGGUUUGUAAGAAGAUGUUUUUGAAUACGUUGAGUGUGGGCGAGAAGACCGUGUUAGGUUGGUUGGAAAAAGCUUGUGAGCAGGCCAUGAAUAACACGAAUCCAGAGCCAGACCCCGACCCCGAGCCAGACCCGCCCAGCCCUGAGCCAGACAUCAAACCUCCUAAAUGCAAGCGGACUUACAAGAAGUCCAACGGUCGGAGAAUUAAGAAAUUCAAGUUUAAGAGGCUGUGGUGUGAUGCGUGUGAGAUAAAGUUUAAUUCGAAAGACGAAAGCGAUGCUCACAGGCUUGCUAAGCACCCGGAGGACCCUUGGAUGUGCGAGAUAUGCGGCAAAGUGUUCGCGCACCGCGGCUCCCACUACACGCACGUGCGUUCACACCUGCCUCCCCUCCACGGCUGCGCGCACUGCGACUACAAGACUUGGCACCGCCACGACCUGGUCAAGCACCUCCGUAUUCACGCUGGUGUGAAGCAAUACCAAUGCACACAGUGCGCGCGGACGUUCCACACGUCAUCCAACCUGGUGUCGCACGUGCGGCGUCUGCACGACCGUGCGCGCCCGCACCAUUGCAGCCAGUGCCAGCGGCGGUUCUUCGACAAAACUAAACUGAGACGGCAUAUGGACAGCCACAACGACGUCAAACGGUUUGAAUGCGAGGUCUGCCACUCAUGCUUCACCCGGCGCUGUUACUGGAAGAAGCACCUCCAGAAGAUGCACGGCAUCACGGUGCCGCCGCAGCGGCCAGGCCGGCAGAAGGUCAACUUCCUGGUGGGCGAGGAGCUCAUACGGGACAGUACGGACUCCAAGUGUGAGAAGAGUGCGUUGACUUACUCCCUCGCACCCCGCUCUGAGUAGCUCCAGAGCUCCGCCUUUAAAAUGUGUUCAAAACGCGAAAGAUUUAACUUCUAGCCGCCCACACGUCAAACCUUGCCAAGCAAAAUGAAAUUUUAUUUUGUCAACACAAAGUUCAAAUUAGAAUGGUACAGGAGACCUUUUUAUAGGUCUCUGGGCGGCUAGAGGAUAAAUAUUUUAAUGAGUUCAUUUAACACUUAAUAAUGGCUGAGGUGUUAAAUGAAACUAAAACCUGUAUUUUAACCAAAUUUGCUGUGUUAGCUUCGAUAAAGGUAGAAAAUACUAAAUGAGAAGCAAUAAAGAAAAGUUAACUGCAAUAAAAAGUCUAAGAGUUAACGCAGAUUAAUCUAAUUUUUUUUACUAAAAUUCUAAGGGCCACUUGCACCAUCCCGCUAACCCAGAGUUAAGCGGUUAAACCGGUAAACCAGUGUCAAAUUGUACUGGUAACCAUGGUAACUCCAAGUUUAACCAGUUAACCCCGGGUUAGUAGAAUGGUGCAACUGGCGCUAGAUAGUUUAUUAUUAAACAGUCUAUAUUAUUAUAUUCAUUUCUUUUUCUCUUACUCUUUAUUAUUUGUAAAUAAUUAAAUAAAAUACGUCGCACGGUUAUAUAAGCCGCUGACGGUGAUGAUUAGGGGAAAGUCAUUGACAUAGAUAUCUAGGGUCUGGCUUUACGGGAAAUAAUAAUGAGGCCUGACAGGGGCCAGUACAGCGGUGUGACACCGCUACAACGCGAUUGGUUGAUGAGUUCGCAUCACGCGCGCGAUUGGUCGCAACUAGUGCGUUACACUGCACGAUUGGCUCGAAUUCGUGACUGACAGUGACACCGCUGAACUAGUACCAUUUU
This is a messenger RNA of Cydia splendana, 2717 nucleotides long. Its product is annotated as zinc finger protein 37 homolog. Gene Ontology annotation, molecular function: zinc ion binding; RNA polymerase II cis-regulatory region sequence-specific DNA binding; DNA-binding transcription factor activity, RNA polymerase II-specific. The coding region runs from base 96 to 1874 and encodes 592 amino acids. Gene Ontology annotation, cellular component: nucleus. Gene Ontology annotation, biological process: regulation of DNA-templated transcription. The transcript has 7 exons. NCBI's taxonomy places the organism in Eukaryota, Metazoa, Arthropoda, Insecta, Lepidoptera, Tortricidae. The record is from RefSeq and is a predicted model, not a curated record.